AGUACUCCAGGUGAGGCCUCAUCAGUGCUGAAUAGAGUAGAAGAAUCAUUUCCUUUGACUUGCAAGAGUCCUUCCUGUUAAUAAAACUUGGUAUUAUGUUGGGUUUUUUGUAACAAGACCAGGAUCUCUGGACUCCCUCUCCCUCCACUGGCUUCAGCAUUUUGCCCCCACCCCGGUGUAGCCACAGUAUUGCAGAAAGCACCUGCACGGUGCAUGGCAGAUGAGUGUCUGUGCAGUGUUGUGCUGCACUGUGCAGCAGGGAGUGGAAGAGUGGAAUUAAGUACUUAUGUGAUUCUGGGCCUAGAGUUUGGGCCAUGUAUGGGGAAACAUAUAGUAGGAUCAUCCUUCAUGUGACAGUCCAGAACAGUGGUUCUCAACCUCAUUGGACUCAAAGCACCUCUCAGGAAAAUGCUAUCUUUCAGUCUUCACUUUAUUUUUUGACUACAGAAAAAUAAUAGAGUAAUUCUUUUGUUGCAAAGAACUCGGACCACAGAAGACUACUUAUUGCCAUGGCUGCAGUUGACAGUUUUUCCCUCUUGUACAAGGAGAUUGGCCGUACUUGCAGUUGUUACACGGAGGUACUGGCUAUAAUUGGAGCCUGUUAUACAGCUAAAAAAUGUAUCGUUUUUGCAUGGGAUUGUUACAGCCUGAUCAGGUUGCAUUUCAUCCCUAAACUGGUCGGAAAGGCUGAUCUGAUUAAGCAGUAUGGAAGAUGGGCUGUGGUCACUGGGGCCACAGCUGGAAUUGGAAAAGCCUAUGCUGAGCAACUGGCAAACCAUGGUGUGAAUGUUAUCUUAAUCAGCCGGAACAAAGAGAAGCUUCAGGCAGUAGCUAAGGACAUAGCUGAAACCUAUAAAGUGAAAACUGAUUUUAUAGUAGCUGACUUCAGCAAAGGUCGUGAGAUUUACUCGGCCAUUAAGGAAGAUCUGAGAGACAAGGAAAUUGGGAUCUUGGUAAAUAAUGUAGGAGUGUGUUAUAACUAUCCAGACUAUUUUAUCAGAGUGCCUGAGGAUAAACUGUGGGAAAUGAUCAAUAUCAAUAUUGGUGCUGUUAACAUGAUGACACACAUGGUUCUUCCAGGGAUGGUAGAAAGGAAGAAAGGUGCUAUUGUAAAUAUUUCCUCUGCAUCCUGCUGCCAACCCAUUCCACAGAUAACAGCAUAUGCAGCCUCCAAGGCCUAUGUGGACUAUUUCAGUAGAGCUCUAUAUUAUGAAUAUGCUCCGAAAGGAAUCUUUGUUCAGAGUUUAAUUCCAAUGGUCAUCUCCACAAACAUGACACAGUUCAGUCAGUUGCUGUCCAGUAAGAGUUUUAUAAUACCUACUGCUGAAGUAUAUGCACGUCAUGCUAUUUCCACUCUUGGGAUAUCCAGAAGAACAACAGGAUACUGGGGCCAUUUUGUUCAGGGCUGCUUACUGAGCUUACCAGAGUGGUUGUAUGCCUGGCUUUCCAACAAUAUAAGCUGGUUUCUCCGUCAGGAUGCCUUAUCCCACCGAUUGGAUUAGAAAUCUCAUCUGUAAAUAGCCAGUGUGCUAACCUACUGCAGUAAUCUUGGAAGAACACUUAAAAAUGUGACUAGCAUUUAUUCAUCACUUCUGAACGAGUAUGCAUAUCCUAGACAGCAGAGAAACCUGGAUCUUGGUGAUGUCCCUGUACUGCUUGGCCCAUGUAAAAAAAUUUUUUUUGAAAGGUGAAGGGGUAGUGUAACCCACAGAUGAGCUAUGGACUAUUUAUCGUAGUCUCAGAGACUGCUAGUACUUUGUGAACUGCAUUUGGGGAAUCUUUGGUGCAGGAUAGGGGUAAGAGCUGUGUUUCAUGGAAGUGAUAUUGAGAGAGGAUGCACAAUUUGAAAGGUAGCAAAAAUUAUGUAUAACUCCAUAUUCUUAAUAGAUUUGAUUCUUUUAAAUAAGGAAUAUGCAUACAGAGCCACCACUUCUCAUAAAUUAACAUAAAAUUAAAUACCAAAACAAUAAGUAAAUUUGAAUAUUAUAUUUAUAUUAAUUUUUACUAUGUAAAUGCAGCAUCAAAUAAAAGGUUCUUUAAUAAGCCAAGUUGGAGCAUGUUAAACAAGGAGUUACAGGUAAGAGGGGAAAUGAGGUUUAUAAUGGAUCAGGAUUUCCUGUCUGGAGACAGAAUGUGGUUUUGGUUGGAUUUGGUUAUUUCAAGCGGCUGUUCUCCAAAUAAAUAAUUGCGUUAUAUUGGGAGAGCUGUGCGAAGAAUUUCUUCACGUCUUUCAUGUGGUAAUAUCCUGCGUGCACUAAUCUAAUCUAAGUCUGCACAAGCACAAAAAUAGGUCCGAUCUUUACAAAUGAAAAGGUACAAUUGUCUACAGUGUAGCUUUGUAAAGUUAUAUGGAA
Molecule: messenger RNA, 2354 nt
Organism: Alligator sinensis (Chinese alligator)
Lineage: Eukaryota; Metazoa; Chordata; Crocodylia; Alligatoridae
Gene: HSDL1
Product: hydroxysteroid dehydrogenase like 1
Exons: 5
Coding region: 510-1502 (330 amino acids)
Source: RefSeq, a predicted model, not a curated record